GCAGAUACAUGGAUAAAUUAUACGCUCCUUGAGUUUUACAGUGUGUGCGCUGCCUUUAGAGUGGCAAUCUGGUCUGCAAAAUGGUGCAUCAGACGUCCUAAGGGCCCAUCAUUCGUGGAUAGAUGUCUAUGGUGUGGAAACUGCGGAAGAUUUGAGUGGAAAGCUGAUGCUGUGGAAAGAGGCCAGCACUUCCUUUCCAGCCGAUAUUGACAUCCCUGCUGCUAGUCUCGGAAGAGAAGCAAGGAAAGCGAUGCAAGCCGGAGCUUGCUCUUGUCGUGCCUGUUGGAUGGAGGGCCGGGAUGGGGGAUAUGCAUUUGGAACGCGGCGAUCCCCUGGAAAGUGCGGGAUGGGCGUUCCUGAUCAAGCGAGGAGACCUUGUGCAUAUUGGGGAUUGCCGACAACCCUCCGGCACUGCAGAGGCUGGGUGUUUCUGGCAAAUGGCUCUUUGUCGUGGCACAUGUGCUUUCGGUGUUUCCGCCUUGCAGCAGAUGUGGAAUACUUGGCAUACUGCCCGGACUGCCCGUGUGUCACCUUGGUAUUGUGGGCAGAAUCAACCUCUUGGCCGUCAGACUCUCAGCGUGUGCUGUCUUGAUUGUCAGGGUCCAUUGGUGUAUAGAUCCUGCAGUACCGAAGGUCUGAUAGCUGCACGAUGGGUCCCUCAAACGAAGGAAUGGUCAGUAUAUCAACGGACAGCUGUAGGCGCUAGCAGGGAAUAUGCCAGGCCCAACAAACUUAAGGGAUUCUAUACCUUUCCACAAGACAUCAGAGAUAUGCAAGCUAACAAGCGUCAUGGUCAUCUCGAGCGUGCACUGGCACUCGUCAUCCAAAAUAAUCCGCACUUUGCGCACAAAGUGCUCCCGCCUGUGCGUGCGAAUGUAGUCGAUGUUUGAAAUCCAGCUGGACGCAUAGCCAUGUGCACAGUCGUCAGCAGUGCCGCCAGCCAUGAGCAUGCGUUCCAGAAUAAGUGUGUGGGUAGCCAAAGGCAAGGUGCAGCUAUUCUACAUCUUGCACACUAUCGCGAACCCUGCCACUUGGACAUACUCGGGCAUGCCGCACCUGUCCACAAGUAUGCU
Molecule: messenger RNA, 1073 nt
Organism: Linderina pennispora
Lineage: Eukaryota; Fungi; Kickxellomycota; Kickxellomycetes; Kickxellales; Kickxellaceae
Exons: 1
Coding region: 300-890 (196 amino acids)
Source: RefSeq, a predicted model, not a curated record